This is a messenger RNA of Alexandromys fortis (reed vole), 2659 nucleotides long. It is a transcript of the gene Chodl, whose product is annotated as chondrolectin. The coding region runs from base 473 to 1291 and encodes 272 amino acids. Gene Ontology annotation, cellular component: cytoplasm. Lineage: Eukaryota; Metazoa; Chordata; Mammalia; Rodentia; Cricetidae. Gene Ontology annotation, biological process: positive regulation of axonogenesis. The record is from RefSeq and is a predicted model, not a curated record. The transcript has 7 exons.
UAGGGGUUGGAACCCCAGGCUCUGUGUGUAUAUAAGACGCUGCAGCCAGCACAGACAGAGCUGCUGUUGCUGCUGCCGGAGCCAGGACCACGGUACACCCGCUUAGCCCCUUAGGACACAGAGACCUUAGAGGGAAGUUAAGGAGGCUGCUUAGGUCUGCGCUAGGGAUCCUGGUUCACCUUUGCAAUAGAGACAGACACAGGAAUCCCGAACGCUCUCCCCUGCCCCCAGACACACGCCCACAGACUCCUGCGCUCCAGAGCAGUGCCGCACGGGGCAGCCUGGCAGCAGGUCCCCACUGAAAGCGAUGCUUAUAGGGAUCCUAGCUGCAGUGCUGGGAAGGAGGGAGUAGUACCCAGCAGGAAAGCGAGGAGGCUGCCGGUUAGAGCCUCCAGUGACUGACUGUGCUGCGGGAGGACGGGAGGACGCCGCCUUUACUCCACUGGACACCUGCUGCAGAAGCCUCGGCACCAUGAUCCGCAUAGUCUCGCUGCUGCUGGGAGUUGCGCUGCUCUGUGGCCACGGAGCCUUUGCCAGACGGGUGGUCAGCGGUCAAAAGGUGUGUUUCGCUGAUGUGAAACAUCCCUGCUACAAAAUGGCCUACUUCCAUGAACUGUCUAGCCGAGUGAGCUUCCAGGAAGCGCGCCUGGCUUGUGAAAGUGAAGGAGGUGUCCUCCUCAGUCUUGAGAACGAGGCUGAACAGAAGUUAAUAGAGAGCAUGUUGCAGAACCUGACGAAACCUGGAACCGGGAUUUCAGAUGGUGACUUCUGGAUCGGACUUUUGAGAAGUGGAGAUGGCCAUAAUUCUGGUGCCUGCCCAGAUCUCUAUCAGUGGUCUGAUGGAAGCAGCUCCCAGUUCAGGAACUGGUACACCGAUGAACCUUCAUGUGGAAGCGAAAAGUGUGUUGUCAUGUAUCAUCAGCCAACGGCCAAUCCUGGUCUCGGAGGUCCCUACCUUUACCAGUGGAAUGACGACAGGUGCAACAUGAAGCACAAUUACAUCUGCAAGUACGAACCUGAGAUUCAGCCAACAGACCCUGUUGAAAAGCCGAAUCUUACUAAUCAACCUGAAGACAAGCAUGAGAAUGUGGUUGUUACUGAAGCAGGCAUAAUUCCCAAUCUAAUUUAUGUUAUCAUACCGACAAUUCCGCUGCUUUUACUGAUCCUUGUUGCUUUCGGAACCUGCUGUUUCCAGAUGUUGCAUAAAAGGAAAGCAAGGAGAAACUUCAUCAAAGACUCCACUCCAUUAUCAUCUGAGUGCCUUGCAGAAAGUUUAAAUUCCAAUCUGUAAAGGAAGAACAAAAACUAGCCCGAACCAGUCUACACUGUGGAUUUCCAAGAGCACGAGAAAGGAGAGCGGCAUGGAAGUCUAAUAAGUAACUGACUUUGCUCCAGAAAACAAAGAUAGUUUUGUAAUUCCCGGUCAGUGUAAGGAAUGGCAUCAUUAGCUUGGAAUGGCUUGAAAUCUCAAAGGAUCUACAAGAUGAACUGUAAGCUCCCCCUUGAGGCUAAUGUCAAAAUAAUUUUUAUAUGUUCAUAGUUUAACUUACAAAAUAUGCUGUGUUUAUCAUGGAGUGAGACCUGCUUACUCAGCUAAAAAAAUGCACCCAAACAUGUAAUUGAAAUGGAUCAUGCAGAUAAAACUUCAGUGGACACAUCUGGAAUUCCUGGGUUGGAAGUAGUUCCUUUUGCUUUUCAUCACCUUCAUCAUUUGAUCUACUUCAUGUAAUAUUAAUUGUAUUCAAAUUUACAGUGUGCAAAAAAUUUUACCUUUGCAAAAGUGUUUGAUAAAAAUGGAUUGUUCUAAUAUUUAUAUUUAUGGCAUUCAUUUUUACAUACAUGAUGUUUUGAUUAAAUACUGAAUUUACACAGACAUGAAAAACUAUUUCCUUAGGGAAAACUUUUCUUUUCAGAAAUAGUUCAUGUUCUUUCCAUUUUCCUCCUUUUGUUUGCAUAAAAUUUAGGACAUAUCUUCAGAAAUAAGAAGCUGUUUCAUUGGCUGUGCUAUAAAUCUCCUGAAACACUUUACUUAGAGGCAAGAACUGUCUAACAUCAAUUGUGCAAGACACGUGCCUUACAAUUAUUCUUAAUUUAAAAUUAAACUGAUUUUUGUAAUAAAAUAUCUUUACUAAUAGUUGUAUAGACACCAAUGUAGUUUAUCUUGAAAAAAAAAUGUGUCCACAGUACCAAUCACAGUUCUUCACACGUUGCCUAUAGAAUUGCAAGUUGUUCUCUGAGUGUCUGGAAUCAAUGUGUGGUUCUUCCCUGUGCACAGAACAGGACGGCUGUUUGAGGGCUUGGACUGACCCUGGAGUCAGACAGCUGCACCUCGGCUAAGAUUUUCCUAACUGAAUUUAGCUUGUAUUGAUAUAUAGGGCUGAAUGGUUUUCAGCUGUGUGAUGCUAGGCAGAACACACUGAUAUUACAGAUCAAGAACAAAACAAAAACUACAAAUCACACUAUUAAUGGGCCAUGGGCUAGAGGUCAUUGAUGUUUGGAUAUCUUUGAUGAGGGUUUGUUUAUGACUGUGCACCGUGGCUUUCUUCUGUCUGAUAGAGUCACUUCAACACGUAGCAUUUGUUCUUCUCAAGAGAAAGUUGUAACUAUUUUGUCUUCGAAUGUCCCUGUGUUACUUUUAACCAAAUAAAAAGUUCUUAUU